This is a messenger RNA of Gymnogyps californianus (California condor), 1170 nucleotides long. It is a transcript of the gene HSD11B2, whose product is annotated as hydroxysteroid 11-beta dehydrogenase 2. Gene Ontology annotation, molecular function: oxidoreductase activity. The record is from RefSeq and is a predicted model, not a curated record. NCBI's taxonomy places the organism in Eukaryota, Metazoa, Chordata, Aves, Accipitriformes, Cathartidae. The transcript is spliced from 5 exons. The coding region runs from base 1 to 1170 and encodes 389 amino acids.
AUGGAGCCGGGGCUGGAGCGCUGGGCGUACGGCGCUCUGUGGGCGGCGCUGGCCGGCAGCCUGGCGCUGCGGGCGGCUCGGCGGGCCCUGGGGCCGGGCCGGGGGCUGGUGCUGCCCCUGGCGCUGCUGGCCGGGCUGCAGAGCCUGUGCCGCGCCUGCCUGCCGCUGCCCCUGGGGCUCGCCCUGGCCGCCGCCGCCGCCUGCCUGCUGCUGUGGCGGGCAUCGCCCCGCAGGCUGCUGCCGGUGGCGGGGAGAGCCGUCCUCGUCACAGGCUGCGACUCAGGCUUCGGGCAGGCGACGGCACAGCACUUGGAUGCCAUGGGCUUUCGGGUGUUCGCCAGCGUGCUGGACCCGCAGGGGCCCGGCGCCCAGGAGCUGCGCAGGAGCUGCUCGCCGAGGCUGACGCUGCUGCAGAUGGACCUGACGAAGCCGGAGGACAUCCAGCGCGUCCUGCAGCACGUCCAGGCCCACACCAACAGCACAGGGCUCUGGGGCCUGGUGAACAACGCCGGCUUCAACGACACCAUCGCCGACGCCGAGCUCUCGCCGCUGGGCAAGUUUCGCACCUGCAUGGAGGUGAACUUCUUCGGCUCGCUGGAGCUCACCAAGGGGCUGCUACCCCUGCUCCGCUCCGCCGGUGGCCGCAUCGUCACCGUGAGCAGCCCCGCGGGUGACCUGCCCUUCCCCUGCCUGGCAGCCUACGGGGCCUCGAAGGCAGCCCUCAGCCUGCUCAUGGACACCUUCCGCAGCGAGCUCCAGCCCUGGGGCAUCAAAGUCAGCCUCGUCCUGCCUGGCUACUACAAAACAGGGACGACGUGCGACCCUGCCUUCUGGAACCUGCAGAAGCAGCGGUUGGUGGCCAGCCUGCCCCAGGAGCUGCUGCAGGCCUACGGCGAGGAUUACGUGGAGGAGAUCAACCGCCAGUUCAUCCAGUUCAUGAAGGUGGCGGUGGAGGACCUCAGCGCGGUGGUGAACAGCAUCACAGAUGGGCUUCUGGCUGCCAACCCAGCCGUGCGCUACUACCCAGGGCAGGGCCUUGGGCUCAUGUAUUUCAUACACCGCUACCUGCCCUAUUUCGUCCGAGACUUGUUCUUGAAAGGAUUCUUCAUCAACCCCAAGCUGCCCCGAGCGCUGCGGCGAGAGCACCACGACGACGCGAAGGCGGCCUGA